GACAUGAAAGACACAAAACACAAAAGUACAAAGGAGGAUUACAUAUGGGGUUUUCUAAAGGAUGUUGUAGAUUGCAUAUAUUCACACAAAGUAAAGCCACAGAGAUCAGGAAGUGUUCUGUCACUCUGGUGCUGAUUGUGCAGGCUGCUGCUGUCUGUGUUCACUCUUACUGCUGCUCCAAGUAUGUUAGCAGUUUGAUUGCUGUCCAACACACCUGCUGAAAAUCUGCCCCUUCCUGGACAUACACAUGGACACAGACAUUCAGAGGCACUAUGGGCUCCAGACUAAAACAAAAUCCGGAGAGAACAUUUGACUGGUUUUUUGAAGCAUCUUGCCCUGUAUCUAGAGAUAAAGAUCCUGGUGUUUUGUUUCAGUUUCCAGAAGACUUUAGUGAUGAGGACUCGUGUAAAACAUUACCUAGAUUCUGCUUUCCGUACGACAUCCAGAGAGUGAGAGAUGGCGUGGCUGUCCAGCAUUUUACUUUUGUACUGACUGACCUUGAGGCAUGCCAGCGUUUUGGCUUUUGUCGUCUCACCAACAGCACACAGAUCUGCCUUUGCAUAAUCAGUUAUCUUCCCUGGUUUGAAGUGUUUUACAAACUUCUCAACAACUUGGCUGACUACCUUACAAAAGGCCAGACCUCAGAUAUGAAAUCACUCCUGGCUGCUCUCUACAAGCAGCCCGUACCACUGGCUGCUGGAUCCCUCAUUCUGCAGAUGGUUCCAUUCUUCAUUGCUCCAGACCCCAGGAGUCUCCCUUCCAUCCCAGAGAAUAGGAAUUUAACAGAGCUGAUUGUAGCAGUUGAUGUGGGGAACCUGCUGCAACUCUAUGCCAGCAUGCUGUUUGAAAGGCGAAUCCUCGUCUUUGCCACCAAACUCAGCACUUUAACUUCCUGUGUGCAUGCGCUCAGUGCUGUGUUGUACCCCAUGUACUGGCAACAUAUCUUCAUCCCUGUCCUGCCUCCCCACCUAUUGGACUACUGCUGCGCACCUAUGCCUUAUCUAAUUGGAGUCCACACCAGUCUAUCUGAGAGGGUGAGGAGUCGAGGGUUGGAGGACAUUGUAAUUUUGAAUGUGGACACAAAUACUUUGGAAACACCCUUUGAUGACUUCAAGAUGAUUCCUUCAGAAGUGAUGUCUGGGCUGAAGAUGUGUUUGAAGCGUCAGGCGGUGUCUCCUGGCUGUGGUGUCUCCAAGGCUUUUAUGAAAGUUCAGGCUCUGUUAUUUGGAGGCUACAGAGAUGCACUGCAGGUUCACGAGGAUGGUGGGAUGUGGUUCAGUGAGGAGCUGUUUUUAGAUCAUAAGUCACCCAGUAUGAGACAGUUUCUUCAAAGAGCUGUUCAUUUACAGUUCUUCAAACAGUUCAUCGAUGGCCGUCUAGAUAUUCUGAAUAAAGGAAUGGAACCAGAUGACCUGUUUGAGGAAGAGAUUCUGAAGUGUGAAACAAGAGAAGGAACAAGCAGAUCUUAUCAGCAGUUAAUCAGUAAUUUGAAGAAAGGGGGAGGAGACAUGAUUGUCAACAUGAAGUCUAAAGCAAACAUGAGGGUCAAAGGUCUCACCAAGUCGAGUUUGAAAAAUCUGCUGAUGCAUAAGACCCACACCGCAGAGUGCAGUCUACAGAGAGGCAGGUCGGUGGCACACCGCUGUGCUCAGUCUGACUGCCUGCAGAACCGCCUGCCAAUCACACAGCACUUUGGAACGUCACGCCCACGUCGGCCUGUUAACAACCUCAAAAUAUCCAAGGAGGAAAACCUGAAGGAGGGUGGAGAUACAUGGGAUGGAGCUGCGUCUGGGCCUGUGACUGGGCUCGACUCUGAGCUCCAGGAGGACAGAGAGCAGGAGGAAGAUUUACUGAUGUGUGACUCAGAGGAGAUGGAUCUCCUUGGAGAAAUCUUUGACACACUCAGUAGCCGCAGCUCUCGUGACUGCGGUGUCCUUUAUGGCACACGCAGCCUGGAUCUGUUUGGACCCAACAGCCAUAACUAUAUCACAAAGUAUGGGCCAGCCAAUCCCAGCCAGGAGAGUCUUUGUCUCUCAGACAGCCUGCACAGCUGGAACCUGGAGGAAGGCAUUCAAAGCACAGAAGAAAUGUUUCUGGCAGAUGAUUCUGAUUGGCCAUGCAUUGACACAAAUGUAGCAGAUGAGGAGGGGUCAAAGUGUAGAAUAAUUGAAAAAGUGAGGCGGGAGGAGCUGAGUGAAAAUAAAGGUAAAGUAGAGGUAACGAUAAACCAAGAAAAGAUAGAUGGCGAUAGCUCAGUGGAAGUGAGUUUACACACAGAGAAAAGUGAAGAUGGUCAACAAAACAUUGAGGGUUUUGGAGAAGAACCUGUGGAAAAAAGGGAUGAAAAACAAGACAAUGAGUUGAAAGAAAAGUGGAAAGAUGGGACACCUCACAGUGAGGAUAUACAUGGACACAAAAUGGGAAGUGCAGGACAUGGAGAGCAGAAAAUCUUUAGAAGGGCAGAGGAAGAGAAAAACAAUCCCCAGUGUGACUAUAAUGUCAGUGCUGCUGAGGAGCAAGUAACCAUUCCAGUUAGCACUGAUACUUCUGAGACUCAGGUCUUUACUGCCAAGUGUGAUCUUCAAGAUAAAGAAAAGAGGAGCGAGGAAGCUGUAAGGAAAAAGGAGCAAGAGAUCAGACUAGCCGUCACGUCUCCAAGAGUGCAAUCUGCUGUAGCACAACUCCACAUCUCCAACCAAGACUUCCCCAUAAAGUCCAUGACCAGGAGCUUAACCGAACCUAAGAAACCUGGUACCAUAUUUUAUAAGAGGGAGAAUUCACUCACUCAGUGGCCGUAUGAUUCCAAACCUCAGUCAGAAGUGAGCCAUCAUGCAGAGAUGCCCAAGGAGGAUGAUAUACAUCCCAUCAGGGUGUCUGAACUUAAGAAGCGGUUUGAGGCAUGAACCACACACUGGAACAAAAUGAUGUGUUGGCCAGUAUUUCUAUAGAGGUCAUUGUCUAUUGCAUACCAUGGAAGAACUUGUCAAAAGCCAUCAUUUUUCUGCAGAGCAAAACAAGAACCUCAUCUGUGGAUCUGGUUCUCUAUGUAACAAGGUUAAAAUGAAGAAAAAUUACAUAACUGUAAAAUUAGAAAACUUAACUGUAAAUGGACUAUCAUUUAAUACUUUUAUUUUCAAAGUGAGUGAAAAAGAAAUGUUAAUUGACUUUUAAUGAAACCUCUUAAAUGUUGUAUUGCCAAAAGUACAAUGUUGGCCCAAUGAGUUUUUUCCUCUUAAAAAAAAAAAGAAGAUAAAAUUGACUCAUCAUC
Molecule: messenger RNA, 3268 nt
Organism: Thalassophryne amazonica
Lineage: Eukaryota; Metazoa; Chordata; Actinopteri; Batrachoidiformes; Batrachoididae
Product: DENN domain-containing protein 1B
Exons: 22
Coding region: 273-2903 (876 amino acids)
Biological process (GO): endocytic recycling; endocytosis
Cellular component (GO): cytosol; intracellular membrane-bounded organelle
Molecular function (GO): guanyl-nucleotide exchange factor activity; phosphatidylinositol phosphate binding
Source: RefSeq, a predicted model, not a curated record